UUGUGGCCGUGCAUGGAGUCGCGGUCUCCGGGGGAGCCCACACGUCCUGCCGGGGACCGCUCCCUGGGAAUCCGGUUACUGUAACUGGAUCGGGUCAAAGUCCAUCUUUCAAAAGUGACCUCCCUCAGACCUCUGCAUCCCGGCGGAGCAGAACGGAGGCUUUGGAGCCUGCCUGGCAUAGUUUCAGUGGAAACCUGGAAGUUAUUGUCCAGUUCCUAAAUGUCAGCCUGCGGCAGCUAGGGACCAAAACUCGAGGCGCUUUUCUCCUCCAGAGGAUGGUGUCUAAGAAAAAGAAGUGAGACUUGGGAGUCCCAACCCCGGAAACUGAGAAAGAGUGGAAUUUACUGCGAUAUGUGUGGCAGCUGUGACGGGGGGUGGGCAAAGAACUCAAGUGAAUCAUGGCUUUAGAAACCUGAAAAUCGGAGGAGAGUGACUUCUGGGGCAUCAUUCAUCGUCUGCAAAAGCCUGCAAAUAGUCUUUGGCACUUCAUUCGCCCACACAGCUCCUCGAUUCCUUAGACUGCAUCCUUUUUCUUUUUUAAACAAAAACUCCAAAGAAAAAGUCCGUUCACUGAAGAACCUGCUUUGUAGAGAAACCUAGAAGCUCAGUAUAUUCUAGAAAGCAGAAACUACUCCUCAUCUCCCUACUCUGGUUAAUAGUGGCAUGGAAGAUCCAUUUGAAGAAGCAGAGCAGCCCUCUGGAGAUCCAGGCAUGGUCCUGGAUGGUGUGGAAGCAGGGGACACAACACCUCCCACCAAGAGAAAAAGCAAGUUCUCAGGUUUUGGCAAGAUCUUCAAGCCGUGGAAAUGGAGGAAGAAAAAAAGUAGUGAUAAGUUUAAAGAGACAUCAGAAGUUUUAGAGCGAAAAAUAUCUAUGCGAAAACCAAGAGAAGAGCUGGUUAAAAGAGGGGUUCUAUUGGAAGACCCUGAGCAGGGUGGUGAGGAGCCAGGAAAGCCGAGCCAUGCCACAUUAAAGAAUGGCCACACUACCCCCAUAGGGCGUGCCAGGCCUCCUAGUCCAGUCCCAGUGGAAGAAGAGCCAGUGAGAAUAUCAAGUCUUAGGAAUCCUACUCCAGCAGAGGAUCCAAAGAAGAGACUCGGCUCCACUGGAAGCCAGCCUAACUCCGAAGCGGAGUCUGCUCCUGAGCUCGCAGCUAAGCAGCCUCUGCUCCCGCCAAGAAGACUCUCGUCCUCUUCUAAUGAAACAAGUGAAGGGCAAGCAAAGGAGGCUGCGUCUGGCAGUGCCGCCACGAAGUCCGUCUCCUCCACUCCUGGCUCCACCGCCAUGACACCUGCUGUCACCAUUGCUGCCCCAAACCUCACAAGGACUGCUCAUCCCUCUGUCACCCCUGCCCCAGCCCCCAGGACUCUGCCGCCACCUGCUGCCGCCGCCAGCACUAGCACUACUGUCCCUCCUGCCAAGCAGCCCCCCAUCCCUCCUCCUAAACCAGCCCACAGAAACAGCAACCCUGUCAUUGCUGAACUAUCCCAAGCAAUAAACAGUGGUACACUGUUACUGAAACCAUCCCCACCCUUACCACCCAAGAGAGGCAUUCCAUCAACCUCAGGACCCACCUCAGAGCCUGCUGCUUCACCCACAACAAAAACAGCAAGUGAUCAAAGAGAAAAAACUGUCACUGUGUGUUCGGAUCCACCGAUGAUAAUCCCGCCUUCCUCCCCAUCGCCCCCACUGCCUACCCACAUACCUCCAGAACCCCCGCGGUCCCCACCAUUCCCUGCUAAGACUUUUCACAUUGUGUCAGAAGUUGAGUUUUCCCCUCCUUUAGAUCUAUCCCAGGACAUAUCCCAGCAGGAAAAUCAGAAAAAGGAAGUCCCCAAGAAGAUACAGGACCAGAGCUUCGGGGACCCCCACAUACCCUCCAGGCUGCCCCCACUCCCGCUGCAUAUCCGAAUUCAGCAGGCCCUUACUAGCCCCCUUCCUAUGACUCCUCCCUUGGAAGGUGCUCACAGAGCUCAUUCACAGCUGUUUGAGAGCAGUGACAGCUUCUCUGAGGACAGUGGGACCCUGGGUCGGACCAGGUCACUUCCCAUCACAAUUGAAAUGCUGAAAGUUCCAGACGAUGAAGAAGAGGAGCAGACUUGCCCACUGGCAUUUGUUGAAGACAUGACAUCUACCUCAGUCACUCCUAAACUGCCACAGUGUCUGCAAGAGGAAGAAAAGGAGAGCGACUCGGAUUCGGAGGGUCCCAUUCAGUAUCGAGACGAAGAAGAUGAAGAUGAGGAAGACGAAAGUCAUCAGAGUGCUCUGGCCAACAAAGUGAAGAGGAAAGACACAUUGGCAAUGAAGCUAAGCAGCAGACCCAGUGAACCAGAGUUGAACCUGAAUUCUUGGCCUCGUAAAAGCAAGGAGGAGUGGAAUGAAAUACGGCACCAGAUUGGGAACACGCUGAUCCGGCGACUGAGCCAAAGACCGACAGCAGAAGAACUGGAGCAACGCAAUAUACUACAGCGUGAGUGCAGGUCUUUGUGGGCCGUGAGUGCAAUGUGCAUAAGACCAGGAGUGUUUGCUAAAGGGCCACGGAGAGUUAGUUCCUGCUCUGGAAGCCCAGCUUCCUAGAAAGAUGUCUCCAUGGUAUUGUUCAGUGUACUAUAAUAUGCCAGAAAUUUUUUUCGAAUGUUUUCAUAGCAUCCUGGGUCUAUGUUGCCAUUUGUGAUAAUGUGACAAUGUGUGCAGGCUUGGCCUAUGCAUUCUUUGUUUAGGGAGCUAAGGUAAUGGCUGAGCUGAUGUACAGGACAUAUCUGUUCCUGGUGGAUCUAAGGAUA
This is a messenger RNA of Peromyscus eremicus (cactus mouse), 2783 nucleotides long. It is a transcript of the gene Phactr4, whose product is annotated as phosphatase and actin regulator 4. The record is from RefSeq and is a predicted model, not a curated record. The transcript has 10 exons. Gene Ontology annotation, biological process: neural crest cell migration; actin cytoskeleton organization. The coding region runs from base 664 to 2577 and encodes 637 amino acids. Lineage: Eukaryota; Metazoa; Chordata; Mammalia; Rodentia; Cricetidae. Gene Ontology annotation, molecular function: actin binding.